GCUUCGCAUUCCCACCCCCUCCCUCUUUCUCUCUCUACACGCAGCAAUCGAGCGAGCUGCAACAAUGGAAGUUCAGAUGCCGAGCCGGAUGCGCAGAGGCAACGCCGUCGGCGGAAGGAGGAAGCCACUCCCCGAUCGCACCAACGCUCCCGGCCGGUCCUCCUCGCGGCCUCCUCCUCCUCCUCCGCCGCCGCCUUCUCUGCUCACCGUGCCUCGAUCGCGGCUCGUAUGCUCCGACUUCCCGUGUUGCCCCCGCAUCGGCUGCGGAGGAAGCGGCGGCGGCAGUGCUCAGGACCGCAGCUCCCGUUCGGCCGCUCUGGCUCUCGCGUUUUCGCGGCCGCGAUCGGGGUCGUCUUCUUCGGUCAUCGGAUAUGGUGAUAUAGAGGUAGGCAAGCCUUGUACUGUUUACCGUCAGAGACGGACGGAAGCUAAAAGGAAGUGCGGAGUGAAGGAGGCGCUUCAGUUGCCCCCGAGCAGCUCCUCAGUUGAAAGGACCGAAAAUAUUGGGAAAAAGCUUGACAAAAUUAGAGAUGGUGAUGGUAUCUCCAAGUCAGGAGUUACUCCUAGUAAAAGGUGUUUUGGUAUUCCCGCUUAGCUAUCAUCUGCACCAUCAUUUACUGCAGAAGCAGCAUCCAAGGCUGCAUCAACAAGAUAAACCGAAUAGUUCUCUGCAAGAUUUUAUCGAGCAGCAGCGAUCGUAUUUUGCAUAGAUUGAUGCAUUUGAGCUUUCAGAGGAGGAGGUAGCAGCGGCACAGGCUUCUGAAUAAGUUUUUAAGAUUGAGUAUUUUAGGAUAGUCAAUUUGGACUCUUCCCUACAGUAAUUAGCUAUUAGUCACCAUAACCAACCAUAUCUAUGCAGUUCAGACUUGCAAUGACAUAUUAGACAUCCUUUCCUUAGAUAUACAUCCUUAGGGUCUGUAGCAAUGUCCAAUAUACACAAGUAGCCUGUAGUUAAUUUCACUCCCAGUGUAGUUGUUUUUAGGAGAGAAGCAGAUUCAGAAGCCGCUCUUCGGACUGAUAAAUACGCCAACUUAAGCUCCUCCAUUGUGGAACAAGCUGAAACCUGCCGACAGAUUAACACAGUUGCCAUUCAUUUCAUGCCAACUCAGUAACGACCAGUCAUUUGUCUACAUACAUAUGAGCCAUGUAAUCCUCCGUACUAUGUAAAAAGAGUU
Molecule: messenger RNA, 1175 nt
Organism: Eucalyptus grandis
Lineage: Eukaryota; Viridiplantae; Streptophyta; Magnoliopsida; Myrtales; Myrtaceae
Exons: 4
Coding region: 65-595 (176 amino acids)
Source: RefSeq, a predicted model, not a curated record